Piliocolobus tephrosceles (Ugandan red Colobus) is the source of this 2627-nucleotide messenger RNA. RefSeq names its product sphingosine-1-phosphate receptor 5 (gene S1PR5). Gene Ontology annotation, cellular component: membrane. The record is from RefSeq and is a predicted model, not a curated record. Gene Ontology annotation, biological process: G protein-coupled receptor signaling pathway. The transcript is spliced from 2 exons. Lineage: Eukaryota; Metazoa; Chordata; Mammalia; Primates; Cercopithecidae. Gene Ontology annotation, molecular function: sphingosine-1-phosphate receptor activity. Bases 580 to 1776 code for a protein of 398 amino acids.
AAGGCUCACCACUCCUUUCAGGGAGUUCCCUGAACUUUUCCUGGAGGCGGCUGGGGAGAGGGAAGCUGGGAGCUCCCCAGCUGGGUGCAGAACCUGGGAUACGGGGUGAAGGUGGCUGGAAUCCCCUGGCCACGUGCUCCUGGCCGGACCACUGCAAGUUUCCAUACUUCAGUCCUGCUGCCGGACAUGCUGGGCCUAUGGGGGUGGCCUACCCAUCAGAGCAUAUGUAACUGUCUCCCUGUAUUUGGGCUCCCCACCCCAAGCAUGGGUGAGCCAACGACUUCCUGCCCGUCUAUAUUUGCCUGCCUUGAUUCUGUGUGUGUAACUGAAGCUCUCUGGGAUGUCAGCGUCCCUGCUUUGUGCAAAAGAGAUCCAUUCCCCUCCCCAUGCCUUGGUUUUCUCAUCCGGACUUGCGUGGGGACUGUUUGUGCGUGGAUGUUUGUGUGGGAGCAUGGAAACCUUUGCGCCUGCUUGGAUACGAAGCAUUUCUUUUGAGCCUCACUUUUCUCAUCUGUAAAUGAGGACUAAAGGAAGUGGGGAUUAAUAAGAGCACAGAGGCAGCCUUGGGGCGCGCGGCCCAUGGAGUCGGGGCUGCUGCGGCCGGCGCCGGUGAGCGAGGUCAUCGUCCUGCAUUACAACUACACCGGCAAGCUCCGCGGUGCGCGCUACCAGCCUGGUGCGGGCCUGCGCGCCGACGCCGUGGUGUGCCUGGCGGUGUGCGCCUUCAUCGUGCUAGAGAAUCUGGCCGUGCUGUUGGUGCUCGGACGCCACCCGCGCUUCCACGCGCCCAUGUUCCUGCUCCUGGGCAGCCUCACGUUGUCCGAUCUGCUGGCAGGCGCCGCCUACGCCGCCAACAUCCUACUGUCGGGGCCGCUCACGCUGCGACUGUCGCCAGCGCUCUGGUUCGCACGGGAGGGAGGCGUCUUCGUGGCACUCACCGCGUCGGUGCUGAGCCUCCUGGCCAUCGCGCUGGAGCGCAGCCUCACCAUGGCGCGCAGAGGGCCCGCGCCCGUCUCCAGUCGGGGGCGCACGAUGGCGAUGGCGGCCGCGGCCUGGGGCGUGUCGCUGCUCCUCGGGCUCCUGCCAGCGCUGGGCUGGAACUGCCUGGGUCGCCUGGACGCCUGCUCCACUGUCCUGCCGCUCUACGCCAAGGCCUACGUGCUUUUCUGCGUGCUCGCCUUCGUGGGCAUCCUAGCCGCCAUCUGUGCGCUCUACGCGCGCAUCUACUGCCAGGUGCGCGCCAACGCGCGGCGCCUGCCGACGCGGCCCAGGACUACAGGGACCACCUCGACCCGGGCGCGUCGCAAGCCGCGCUCGCUGGCCUUGCUGCGCACGCUCAGCGUGGUGCUCCUGGCCUUUGUGGCAUGUUGGGGCCCGCUCUUCCUGCUGCUGUUGCUUGACGUGGCGUGCCCGGCGCGCGCCUGUCCUGUACUCCUGCAGGCUGAUCCCUUCCUGGGACUGGCCAUGGCCAACUCACUUCUGAACCCCAUCAUCUACACGCUCACCAACCGCGACCUGCGCUACGUGAUCCUGCGCCUCCUCUGCUGCGGCCGCCACUCCUGCGGCAGAGGCCUGGGUGGCUCCCAGAAGUCGGGAAGCGCGGCUGAGGCUUCCGGGGGCCUGCGCGGCUGCCUGCCCCCGGGCCUGGAUGGGAGCUUCAGCCGCUCGGAGCGCUCGUCGCCCCAGCACGACGGGCGGGACACCAGCGGCAUCACAGGCAGCCCUGAUGCACCAACAGCCGCCCGGACUCUGGUACCAGAACCGGCUGCAGACUGACACCCUCGGCCCACGACUGUUCUCCCGAGUUUUACACACUUGUUCUUUUUACAUAAAGGAAUUUGUAGGAAAUGCAGCUGAAGGUGCAGUCAGAAAAGAUGCAGGGAAAUGUAUUUAUGGAGCGACACCCCACAACAGUGAACAAACAGAAAAAAAUCUGUGUCCUCGUGGAAUUGACGUUCUGCUUGGGAUCACAGAAAAGAACUCGGUGAUGAAAUAAUGGAGAUGAUUCCAGUGACACACGACAGAGAUGGCAAUGGUGGUCAGGGAAGGCCUCUCUGCAGAGGUAGUGACUUGUGAUGUGAGCUGAGGCUUCUGUCCUGGGAAGACCAAAAGAAAAAGCAUUUCAGGAUGAGGGAAUGAGGCUGAAAUGUGCCCAUGUGUUCUAAGAAAUGCAGGGAUGCCCGUAUGCCUGGAGCAGGGAUGGAAGGGGAGAAUGGGAAGAGACAAGGAGCUGAAGGAGUAGUUCCCGAAGGACCUUGUGGGUGACAUGGAGGACUUCGCUUUUGCUCUGAGUGAGGUGGGAGCCAUAGAAGGUUCUAAGCUGAGGAGGGACUUGCCCUGAUUCAGAUGAUCACAGGCGUCUUGUGGCCUCCAUCGGAGGGUGAAAGCCAGAGAAGGUGAAGGGGGGCUGCACUGAGCCACAGGAACAAUGAUGGAGAUUCCAGUUAAGCCCAGACCGGGUGGAUUCUAGAUAGAUUUUGGAGGCAGCAGACAGAAUUACUGAGGAAUUGAGUGUAAGAGUAGAAUAAAGUCGUCAAGGACAACGCCAAGGGCGGGGCAUCCCCACAUUUGACUCUGGGAGACUCAGCCAAAUCCUAUCUGACAAUAAAAUUUCUUUUUUAUUUUUC